AAAAUCGAUUUUCACCCCACAAAUCGAUUAACCAAAAAACCUGGUGUUUGGGUAAUUGAAGCCAAAAUCGAUUUUUUUCCUCAAAAAAUCGAUUAAUAUGGCUAUCCAAACACACAAGAAGAUCCCAGCUCUCGAUGGCGUUGGAUAGCCGCGUAGAGAAAAUCCUAUGGAAUGAGGACCAAAUCUACCGCCGAGUCUCCGAGCUCGCCGCCGAAAUCACCGACGAGUUCCGUUCCUCUUCUCCACCGCCCGUUUUUGUCGGCGUGGCCAUCGGCGCCUUCUUGUUUUUCGCCGACCUUGUUCGUAAAAUCGACCUUCCCAUUUCCCUUGAUUUCGUUCGAGCUCAGUCCUACGGUUCUGGAACCUGCUCCAAUGAAGCACCUGUCAUUUCCUCUGAUUUGAAGGUUGACGUCCAAGGCCGCCAUGUAGUUCUGGUUGAGGACAUUGUAGAUACGGGGCAUACUAUAUCGAGCAUAAUUGCUCUCUUGAAAGCAAAAGGAGCAUCCUCUGUCUCUGUGUGUACUCUCCUUGAUAAACCAGCAAGGAGAAAGGUUGAAAUUCAGCCAGUUGGCCGGGGGAAGUUCUACAGGGGAUUUGAGAUAGAAGCCAUGUAGAUAAUGCGAUACACACGUCAUUGCUGGAAUCUUGAUAGUUGUCCUAUGGAAGGCAUAUUAUGUAAUAACAUGAUAGACCUUCAAAACUUGAUAAGAUUGAAGAGCAAUGAAGAGGAGUUAAGGUUAAAUUUGUCUAUUUCAGUCUCAUUUCAACUUGAUGUGUGAUUAUAUCCUUGAAAUACUCAUGGGUUCGUCAUUCUUGAACAUACAUGUUCUCCCACUAAUUUAUGUGCAGCUCUUGAAGAAAGCUCGGUGUUGUAAAGCAGUUUCCUUAUUUGACAAGCUCAGAUAAUAGUUAUAUACUAUAUGCAUUGUGGGUUAACCACAGGAUGACCCCUGAACUUUUGAUUUUGCUCCAAUGGAAUCAAAUAUGAAUUAUGGAUCAGUUUAGUUAU
Prosopis cineraria is the source of this 1009-nucleotide messenger RNA. RefSeq lists its product as uncharacterized. Gene Ontology annotation, molecular function: magnesium ion binding; hypoxanthine phosphoribosyltransferase activity. The transcript is spliced from 3 exons. The record is from RefSeq and is a predicted model, not a curated record. The coding region runs from base 135 to 614 and encodes 159 amino acids. Lineage: Eukaryota; Viridiplantae; Streptophyta; Magnoliopsida; Fabales; Fabaceae. Gene Ontology annotation, biological process: IMP salvage; hypoxanthine metabolic process; purine ribonucleoside salvage.